Messenger RNA from Panicum virgatum (switchgrass), 621 nucleotides. RefSeq names its product vegetative cell wall protein gp1-like. NCBI's taxonomy places the organism in Eukaryota, Viridiplantae, Streptophyta, Magnoliopsida, Poales, Poaceae. Bases 1 to 621 code for a protein of 206 amino acids. The record is from RefSeq and is a predicted model, not a curated record. The transcript has 2 exons.
AUGCGUUUGCCACAGCUCCGUGCCCCGCCGUCGUCGCAGCUCCCUGACCCCGCCGUUGUUGUUCUGCCGCUCGCACUCAUUACCCCGCCGUCGUCGCAGCUCCCUGUCCGUGCCCGGAUGCAUAAAACCGCCCUCCCUCUCCUCCGCACGCACCCCCACCCCCACCCCCACGCCGGCCCCAGCGGCGCCGUCUGCCGCGGCCGCCACCGCCUCCGGCCCCCGCGCGCCCCCGGCUGGGCGCCCCCCUUGGCCAUCGCCGCCGCCGGCUCCGGCCCCCGCACCGGCCACAGCGGCGCCGCCCGCCACUGCCGCCGCCGCCUCCGGCCACCGCGAGCCCCUGGCCGGGCGCCCCCCUCGUCCAUCGCCACCUCCGCCCCGUGCGGCCGCGUGCCGCCGUCCGCCGCCGGCUCUGGCCCCGCGCCGUCCACUGCGGCGGCGCCCGCCGGGGUCACGGCCGCCUCCGGCCACCGUGCCCCCUUCGCGCGGCCGCCUCCCUGCGCUGCGCCCUGCGGCUGUGUCGCUGCCGCCCCCAAGCAGGACCGGCCAAGUACGAUGGGCCGGCCGUGCCAUCGGGCCGGCCCGGCACGAAAAAAAGGCCUUAGUGCCGGGCCUGGGCCGUGA